CAUCAUUCUAACAGUCACACACUGACAUUCGAAAGGUGAAGGUGUACGACUAACAGCAGCACGUUUUCAGAGAACGAUGAGCUUCAGAAAUCUCUCAGAUACUCCUCCUUUACAACAGUCAGGCACUGCAAUGUCCUUUCAGACCGGAGGUGGCAGCAAUGGCCUGGUAUUUAAAGCUGUGUCAACAGACACACCACUUGUCAGUGGUGGGGGACAUGUUGUGAUUCCCACCGAUGUAGCCUCUGUGAUCCCACUUCAAAAAGGAGGCAGCGAUGGGACGGUAUACAAUUUUGUACCAUCACAGACCCCUCAUAUAAGAGAUGGUGUCAUGGUCCCUGUAGACGUGCCCUUAAGCAGUGACAUAAUUUCAGAAGGCACUGCAAUGUCCUUUCAGACCAGAGGUGGCAGCAAUGGCCUGGUAUUUAAAGCUGUGUCAACAGACACACCACUUGUCAGUGGUGGGGGACAUGUUGUGAUUCCCACCGAUGUAGCCUCUGUGAUCCCACUUCAAAAAGGAGGCAGCGAUGGGACGGUACACAAUUUUGUACCAUCACAGACCCCUCAUAUAAGAGGUGGUGUCAUGGUCCCUGUAGACGUGCCCUUAAGCAGUGACAUAAUUUCAAAAGACCAAAGAGGUGGCAGCUCUGGAAAUCAGCAGCAAAGAAAGAGACAAAGAUCAGAGGACCGACAUCCAGAUCCUCGUCCUAAAAAGGGGCCACAUAGUAAAAGGAUGUUCAGAGGAAGAUCCAGAAUGUGCACAUCAGAGAAGUUUGAUGACAAUGUCUCCAGGCCAAUCACGAUGUGGCAGAUUGAAGAGCGUGAAGAGAUGAAAAGGGAGGCCAGAAGUAAUCGUCAAUACAAAGCAAGAAGAACUAAGUUCGGCUUGGACCGCAAUGUCUGGGUUAACAGAGAGCUGUACCCCGAGAACUUACUUUUACAUUUUUGAUACUCAGCCCUAUUUUUGGCUGUGUGACUGUUUCAACAUUCACUAUAGCUCUUCAUUACACAUUUAAUUCAUUUACAUGAAUUAAAGCUCCACAUUAUGUCUA
This is a messenger RNA of Astyanax mexicanus (Mexican tetra), 1049 nucleotides long. RefSeq lists its product as uncharacterized. Bases 77 to 946 code for a protein of 289 amino acids. NCBI's taxonomy places the organism in Eukaryota, Metazoa, Chordata, Actinopteri, Characiformes, Acestrorhamphidae. The transcript is spliced from 5 exons. The record is from RefSeq and is a predicted model, not a curated record.